Molecule: messenger RNA, 824 nt
Organism: Nycticebus coucang (slow loris)
Lineage: Eukaryota; Metazoa; Chordata; Mammalia; Primates; Lorisidae
Gene: DNLZ
Product: DNL-type zinc finger
Exons: 3
Coding region: 24-716 (230 amino acids)
Biological process (GO): protein import into mitochondrial matrix; protein stabilization; protein folding
Cellular component (GO): mitochondrion
Molecular function (GO): protein-folding chaperone binding; zinc ion binding
Source: RefSeq, a predicted model, not a curated record
AGUCUGCUGUGCUCGAGGCCGGCAUGUGUGAGCCGGGCGUUACCAGGGGGCAGCAGAGCGCCAGGCGUCCCGGCGGACGGAAGCUGAGGGGGCCCACUUCCUCCUGCGGUGCCCGCUUCCAAGAUGGCGGCGACCCGGCUUCAGCUGCGGGGGGCGGGGCCGGGCAACCGGAGCCGGCGGGAGGGAUGCUGCGAACAGCGCUGGGCGGCUUGCCGAGGCUGCUGAACCGCGGGGGGCCCUGGCAGCCCAGCGUGAGGGAGCUGUGGGACCGCAGAGUCCACCCGGAGGCUGCGAGGAGUCUGCGGGGUUGGGGUUGGCGGCACUCGAGCUCGGGGCCGGGGCCCGGGCGCGCGGAGGCGCUAGGGCGCCUGGAGGCGGCGCACUACCAGCUUGUCUACACUUGCAAGGUGUGCGGGGCUCGUUCCUCCAAGCGCAUCUCCAAGCUGGCCUAUCACCAGGGCGUGGUCAUCGUGACCUGCCCUGGCUGCCAGAACCAUCACAUCAUCGCUGACAACCUGGGCUGGUUCUCGGACCUGGAGGGGAAGAGGAACAUUGAAGAGAUCCUGGCAGCCAGAGGGGAGCAGGUGCGCCGAGUGGCUGGCGAGGGGGCCCUGGAACUACUUUUAGAGGCAGCAGAGGCCCCCACAUCCACUUCUGCUAUAGAAGGGGAUGAGGACAAGGACUCCACCCACCCUGGAAAGAUGGAGCCCAGCUGACUCCCACACCCCAGCGCUGUGGGGCUUCUGCCUUCAGAAGGAUGUUUCAGCCCUGGGCCUCUCUGGACUUGGCCUGUUUUCUAUCAAUAAACAGAUAUCAGUUCCAGA